GGCAGCGCGGAGGCCGGCCGCGUACGCUCCGCCCUCUUUGGCCCGGACCCAAUCUCCAGGGACUAAAAAUAUUGCCCGGAGGCUCCUGAGCGCAAUCAGAUCGCGUUAAGUAGGACGCAGCCCGAGGAGACAGAGCUUUUCAGCACCAGGGCCCGAAGAGCAGACUCCAGAAAGCGGUCCCGCCCACGCGCGUUCAGCAGCUAGCGUCCUCCCUCCUCCGGCAGCUUGUGCUGAGAGGAAACAGAACUCCUGUCCUACAGACCAACCCCAGAUAUAUGUGCUACUUAUGUGUUGGGAGUCGCAGCCAAGAUUUGGUACUUGAAAGCUUGCUUGCUUGUUUACCCAGAGUCAGGCAAGUAGGUGCUCCUUGGGAAUCUACUGAGCAUUUGCUAGGAAGACCAACAGAGGAUUUUGCAUGUCAGAGCUACAGGUGGUGUCUCUCCUGCCAGGAACGUGCCUGGGUCAGCAUGAAGCUGAAAAAGCAAGUGACGGUGUGCGGGGCUGCUAUCUUCUGUGUGGCCGUCUUUUCUCUGUACCUUAUGCUGGACAGAGUGCAACACGAUCCUGCCAGACACCAGAAUGGUGGGAACUUCCCCAGGAGCCAAAUUUCUGUGCUACAGAACCGGAUUGAACAACUGGAACAACUGCUGGAGGAAAACCAUGAGAUCAUAAGCCAUAUCAAGGACUCUGUACUGGAACUGACAGCCAAUGCGGAGGGCCCACCAGCCCUGCUGCCCUACCACACGGCCAACGGCUCCUGGGCUGUACUCCCGGAGCCCCGGCCCAGCUUCUUUUCUGUCUCCCCCCAGGACUGCCAGUUUGCUUUGGGGGGCCGGGGUCAGAAGCCAGAACUACAGAUGUUAACUGUGUCUGAGGAUCUGCCAUUUGACAAUGUGGAGGGUGGAGUGUGGAGGCAAGGCUUUGACAUCUCCUACAGCCCGAACGACUGGGACACUGAAGACCUGCAAGUGUUUGUGGUGCCUCACUCACACAACGAUCCAGGCUGGAUCAAGACUUUUGACAAGUACUACACGGAACAAACCCAGCACAUCCUCAACAGCAUGGUGUCCAAGCUGCAGGAAGAUCCCCGACGGCGCUUUCUCUGGGCAGAAGUCUCCUUCUUCGCCAAGUGGUGGGACAACAUCAGUGCCCAAAAAAGGGCAGCAGUUCGAAGGCUGGUGGGAAAUGGGCAGCUGGAGAUUGCAACAGGUGGAUGGGUGAUGCCAGAUGAGGCCAACUCCCACUACUUUGCCUUGGUUGACCAACUCAUCGAGGGCCACCAGUGGCUGGAGAGAAACCUGGGUGCGACACCACGCUCAGGCUGGGCAGUGGACCCCUUUGGACACAGUUCUACCAUGCCUUACCUGCUGCGCCGUGCCAACCUGACCAGCAUGCUGAUUCAGAGGGUGCAUUAUGCCAUCAAGAAGCACUUUGCUGCCACUCACAGCCUGGAGUUCAUGUGGAGGCAGAUGUGGGAUUCAGACUCCAGCACAGACAUCUUCUGCCACAUGAUGCCCUUCUACAGCUACGAUGUCCCACACACCUGCGGCCCUGACCCCAAGAUCUGCUGCCAGUUUGAUUUCAAACGUCUGCCGGGUGGGAGAAUCAAUUGCCCUUGGAAGGUGCCACCACGGGCUAUUACAGAGGCCAACGUGGCAGACAGGGCAGCCCUGCUCCUGGACCAGUACCGGAAGAAGUCUCGGCUGUUCCGAAGCAAUGUCCUCCUUGUGCCAUUGGGUGAUGACUUCCGGUAUGACAAGCCCCAGGAAUGGGAUGCCCAGUUCUUCAACUACCAGCGGCUCUUUGACUUCCUCAACAGCAAGCCUGAGCUCCAUGUGCAGGCCCAGUUUGGGACCCUCUCUGAGUAUUUUGAUGCCCUGUAUAAGAGGACAGGAGUAGAGCCUGGUGCCCGGCCUCCAGGGUUUCCUGUGCUGAGUGGGGACUUCUUCUCCUAUGCUGACCGGGAGGACCACUACUGGACAGGCUAUUACACCUCCCGGCCUUUCUACAAGAGUUUGGACCGAGUACUAGAAGCCCACUUGCGUGGGGCAGAGGUUCUAUACAGCCUGGCUUUGGCUCAUGCCCGCCGUUCUGGACUGGCUGGCCAGUAUCCGCUGUCUGAUUUUGCUCUUCUGACGGAAGCUCGGCGCACACUGGGCCUCUUCCAGCACCACGAUGCCAUCACCGGAACUGCCAAGGAGGCAGUAGUAGUAGACUAUGGGGUCAGGUUGCUGCGUUCCCUGGUCAGCCUAAAGCAGGUCAUCAUCAAUGCUGCCCACUACCUGGUGCUGGGGGACAAGGAGACCUACAGCUUUGACCCUGGGACACCCUUCCUCCAAAUGGAUGACAGUCGUGUAAGUCACGAUGCCCUGCCUGAGCGCACCGUGAUCCAGCUGGACUCCUCACCCAGGUUUGUGGUGGUAUUUAACCCGCUGGAACAGGAACGGCUCAGUGUGGUGUCCCUGCUGGUGACCUCGCCCCGGGUGCGAGUCCUUUCAGAGGAGGGUCAGCCCCUGGCCGUGCAGAUCAGUGUGCACUGGAGCUCGGCCACUGACAUGGUCCCUGAUGUCUACCAGGUGUCAGUGCCUAUCCGCCUGCCAGCCCUGGGCCUGGGUGUGCUACAGCUGCAGCCAGAUCUUGAUGGCCCCUACACGCUGCAGUCUUCCGUGCGUGUCUACCUGAACGGUGCGAAACUGUCCGUCAGCAGGCAAACAGCAUUCCCUCUCCGUGUUGUGGACUCCGGCACCAGCGACUUCGCCAUCAGCAAUCGCUACAUGCAGGUCUGGUUCUCCGGCCUUACUGGGCUUCUCAAGAGCAUCCGCCGGGCGGAUGAAGAGCAGGAGCAGCAGAUAGACAUGAAGUUCCUCGUCUAUGGCACCCGUACAUCCAAGGACAAGAGUGGCGCCUACCUCUUCCUGCCUGACAGCGAGGCUAAGCCCUACGUCCCUAAGAAACCUCCUGUGCUGCGCAUCACUGAAGGCCCUUUCUUCUCAGAGGUGGCUGUGUAUUAUGAGCACUUUCACCAAGUGAUUCGACUUUAUAACCUGCCAGGGGUAGAGGGGCUGUCUCUGGACAUGUCAUUCCAGGUAGACAUCAGGGACUAUGUGAACAAGGAGCUGGCCCUGCGCAUCCACACAGACAUUGACAGCCAGGGUACUUUCUUCACAGAUCUCAAUGGCUUUCAGGUCCAGCCCCGGCAGUAUCUGAAGAAAUUGCCUCUGCAGGCUAAUUUCUACCCUAUGCCAGUCAUGGCCUACAUCCAAGAUUCCCAGAGGCGUCUCACGCUGCACACUGCUCAGGCUCUGGGAGUCUCCAGCCUCGGGAACGGCCAGCUUGAAGUAAUCUUGGAUCGAAGGCUGAUGCAGGAUGACAACCGGGGACUCGGCCAAGGGCUCAAAGACAACAAGAUCACCUGCAACCGGUUCCGGCUCCUGUUAGAGCGUCGAACCACGAUGAGCCAUGAGGUCCAUCAGGAGCAGGAGCGCUCUACAAGCUACCCGUCCCUCCUCAGCCACCUGACUUCCAUGUACCUCAACACACCGCCUCUUGUCUUACCCGUGGCAAAGAGGCAGGGUGCCAGCCCCACGCUGCACUCUUUCCACCCGCUGGCUUCUCCACUGCCCUGUGACUUCCAUCUGCUCAAUCUGCGCACACUCUCAGCCGAGGACACCUUGCCCGCAGCUGAUACUGCUCUCAUCUUACACCGCAAGGGGUUUGACUGUGGCCUUGAAGCUAAGAAUCUGGGCUUCAACUGUACCACAAGCCAAGGCAAGCUGUCCCUGGGGAGCCUCUUCCAUGGCUUAGAUGUGACAUUCCUGCAGCCAACUUCUUUGACUUUGCUAUACCCUCUGGCCUCACCCUCCAACAGCACUGACAUCUCUCUGGAGCCCAUGGAGAUCGGCACCUUCCGCCUGCGCUUGGGUUAGAUUAGGGCUUCUUGUGGCCUGAAGACAAAAGUUCAUCCACAGAGACUGCCUCCUAACACCAAGAUUGAGAUGGACAAGCCACACUAAGUAUCACAUCCGUGCUGCCUCAGAACUGACAGACUGUGCUCUGCCCUUGCUGCUUCUGUGUUUGGGACAGCCCUUACAUCAGCAGAUGGCAGAUGCACUGAGACAAGGGAGAGGAGGCUCUUUCCUUGGGUUGUGAGUAGGUGCCCAGCUGGUACAGCCUGGGCUCCCAUCCUUUUCCCAAAAUGGGAUUUAGAAAGAGUGGGGACAAACAGAAGAGGUCAAGGAGGCUGAGGGGAACAACCUCGCGCCAGGUGACUGCAGCUAUGAGCUUGUUCUACGGGGUCAUAUGAACCCCACAGGGCUGGUAUGAGGGUACAGGAGCAGGGUGAUUCUGGGAGAAGAUGGAUAGGCACCCAUUAUUAGUGGAGUAAAGGCAUGGAAGGAGUCCCUGUUUCUCCUAAGAGCCUAAAGGCUUUGCUGCUUUCUGUUCUGGCUCUGCUCUAAGUGCCCCCCAGGCCUGUUUGCCCUGGCUGGGGGCUGCUGGGUGGCAGGAAGGGCUUGCUUGAGUCUCUCUCAUCCAGAGGCCACAGAACACCUCAGGUACUAGCACCAGUUCUCAGCUGGUCAUGUGGUGUUGGUUUGUGGCAGGGGUAGGGAGUGUCCCCACCUUACCUGCUUCCUUGUCUCACACACUCCCUACAAGUUCCCAUCAUGGGGACCCUGGCAGGGUUCCUUUCUCUAGAAGGGAAGGCAGAGCCUCCGAGACCCCUGUGCUUGGGCAUCUUGGGAAGGCAUCCUGUGCUGCGUCCCCUGGCAGAUUGGGGAGGUUCACUCGUGUUCCACCUAGAAGUAUUACCUGCCCAGUGUGUGGAUGAGGAAGACGGAGACAAAACUAGGAGGCCACAUGCUUCAAUGAGCCUUCAUUUUCCUUCAGUCAAUAGAGAAUCUGUCUAUAAAUCUGUCUAAAAAAAGCCAAGUUCCAUCUUUAUGAAAACUUAGUAAGCCAAGACUAGAAAGAAGCACUGUAAUCCAGAUAAAAGUCUCUGUCACCAGUGACCAAAGGCACCGAAGAAUCAGACAGUGUAGGCAUUCCCGAGAGUCAGAAAGCAUGUCCUGGUGUCACUCACCCAUAUUCCAGAUGGAGACAGGAAUUAUAAUUGCCAUUGUUUUAAAACUAUAAGCUACCUAAGAAACCUGUGUCAGCCGAAGACCUAGCAAGGCAUUCCGUGAGUUGCGCUGUAAAGACUGGUUCUCCCCAAAUCAACCCAUAAAAACCAAUGCAACUCCCACGAGAUUGGAUACUUUUUGGAAUUCUGCAGGUUCUGGCAUUCAUCUGGAAGAUGACAAGCUGAGGAUGUGAAGUAGUUCUGAAUGGCCGCGGUGACGUAUGGCUGGUGACGCUAAGGCGGGCAACAGGCAGUCAACAGAGUUCUCAAAGGACUUGGACUCUCUGCCAGUGUGAAUUUAGCCACCAUGAUCUAUCAGGUCAGACAGACCUAGGCACAGAGAAAUUUACUAUAUGAUUUCAAGUGCAGGGGAGGGGAGAUGGAUUAUUUAAUAGUGCUUUGAGACAACUAGCUACCUGAGAGACUUCUAUAUCAGUUUCCAAAACAAAACCAAAAAACCUAGGGCUAGAGGGAAAAAGCAAAGGAAACCAUCAAAAUUAUUAUUGUUAUUAUUAUUAUUGUUAUCAUUAUAAUUAUUAAUUAUUUGAGUCUCACUAUGUACCUCUGGCUAUGCUGGAGCUCACUGUGUAAACCAAGCAGGCCUGGAAAUCAAGAGAUCCCCACCUGUCUCUGCUUCCUGAAUGCUGGGACUAAAGGCAUGUGCCAUCACACCUGGAAAGAAAAUAUUUUUAUAAGGAAGGCCUUUUCUAGACAUAACAUGAAACCUAAUACAUAAUGGGGGGAAAGAUAGAAAAAUAAGUUUUGCCAACACACACACACACACACUCUCACACACAAAGCUUGAAAGCAUGCUAUAGGGAACAGGUUAAUCAAUACAGCUGUGUGGGUGGGAAAGCAUCUGCAGUGAGUACAGUCACUGCAGGAGAAAAGCGUGUUUUGACUUCUCAGAGAACGUCACUCGGGUCUGUCGGGCAGCAUCCAAAGAUUGAAUGCUGACAUUUUGGAAUUUGGAAUUCUGACAGGGCUAAGUUCUUGCAGGUUCUCCAGAGUUUUUGCUGCUGGGCUCAGGCCACAUGGCUUCCUACUCAUGUCUUGGCGACAGUAAUAAGAUGAAGAGUGGGGAACACUUAGCAUAGAGUGGGGCUGUGGACAAGCUCCACAGUGUGAGCCCAAACACGGUAGCAAGCAUAUGUGUUAUUUACUAGUUUAUGCUUUGUAAUCAAAUGACAGACGACGCUGUGAACCCCUAGGAGCUUCGCAGAAUAAAGUAUAUUCUUUGGAGGUCAGA
Molecule: messenger RNA, 6368 nt
Organism: Grammomys surdaster
Lineage: Eukaryota; Metazoa; Chordata; Mammalia; Rodentia; Muridae
Gene: Man2a2
Product: mannosidase alpha class 2A member 2
Exons: 24
Coding region: 276-3926 (1216 amino acids)
Biological process (GO): N-glycan processing; mannose metabolic process; protein deglycosylation
Cellular component (GO): Golgi membrane
Molecular function (GO): alpha-mannosidase activity; carbohydrate binding
Source: RefSeq, a predicted model, not a curated record